This is a messenger RNA of Rhincodon typus (whale shark), 2310 nucleotides long. Its product is annotated as lysocardiolipin acyltransferase 1. Gene Ontology annotation, cellular component: endomembrane system. Bases 1 to 1239 code for a protein of 412 amino acids. The record is from RefSeq and is a predicted model, not a curated record. The transcript has 4 exons. Lineage: Eukaryota; Metazoa; Chordata; Chondrichthyes; Orectolobiformes; Rhincodontidae. Gene Ontology annotation, molecular function: acyltransferase activity.
AUGUUGUCCCUAAAGGGCACUCUGAUUCUGCUGUUGCUGUUCUUCAGCAGUUUUUUUGGUAGUAUCUUCAUGCUGGCUCCAUUCCUCCCGGUCAUGCUGCUGUCCACCUCCGUCUACCGCUGGAUUACUGACCGAAUCGUUGCUAUCUGGCUCACCCUCCCUGUGGCUCUGCUGGAGAUGGUGCUUGGUGUGAGGGUGGUUAUCACCGGUGAUGGCUUUGUAUCCGGUGAGCGUACUGUGAUCAUCAUGAAUCAUCGGACGCGUCUGGACUGGAUGUACAUGUGGAACUGUCUCCUCCGAUACAGCUACCUCAGAAUGGAGAAGAUCUGCCUGAAAUCAUCCCUCAAAUCCAUUCCAGGCUUUGGCUGGGCCAUGCAGAUGUCUGCAUUCAUCUUCGUUCGAAGGAAUUGGGAAGAGGACCAGCAACAUCUCAGUCUCAUGUUGGAUUACCUGUGUGAUAUCAAGCAUCCUCUGCAGCUUCUUAUGUUCCCUGAGGGUACAGAUCUCACAGGCUGUAAUCUCGAUGCUAUCCAUGAUGUGACGGUGGCCUACCCUUACAACAUUCCGCAGUCCGAGAGGGACCUAUUCACUGGCAACUUCCCCAGAGAGAUUCACUUCCACAUCCGGCGUUACCCAGCAGACCAGCUGCCCACCUCCAUGGAUGGCCUGAAGGAGUGGUGCUGCCUACGCUGGUUCGAGAAGGAAAAAUUACUGCGUGCUUACUACCAGGGCAGCCAUUCAUUCAGCGAUCUGAUUCCGACUUCCAGCCCAGUCCAGGAGCAGAGUCCAGUCCAGGAGCAGAGUCCAGUCCGGGAGCAGAGUCCAGUCCGGGAGCAGAAUCCAAGUCGGCAUGAGGUUCACAGGAAAGCUCCCAUCUGGGGUAGGGGCUGGAGUCAGAGCAAGGGCCAAAGUCGAGUUUUACUCCACAGCUCAGCUCUGAGCUGGAUUCAGAGGCAGGAUCAGGUCGGGACACAGCUUCGCGCCCGGCUGCCUCCCUGCAAGUCCAGGGGUCGGGUCUUCCUCAUCAAGUUCUUCUCUAUCAUCUACUGGACUUUUUUUGUGAUUGGCAUCUUUGUGCUCAUCUGGUCGUACAGCCUGGCACGGUGGUACUUUGCCAGUGUGGCGAUCUUCUUCAUAGCACAGGAGAAGAUUGCUGGGGGCUGUGAGGUCAUGGAGGUAGCUCUGCACAAUCGCAAACCCUCUCAGCGUUGGAAACAGAGCAGCAACCAUCGAGAAUGACACGGCCAAAACCCCCUCCAUCUGGCUCAUCCCAAGGAUUCUCCCAUUGAUCCAGCCAAUGACAGGGCAAUUCCCAUCAGAGAGACAGAAGUAAAGAUGGACUCAGCUGGGACAGGUCGAUAGAUCUCUGAAAUAUCCAGGUCUGAUGUUUCACACCAUUUCAGCCUCCUUUCAAACAUAGGCUGAUGGACACUGUGCAGGCAGAGACAUCAAGAGCUGAUGGCUUGGUAGCUGCCUCGUUUCAGACAUCCUCAGCAGGAACCCGUGUCAUACACAUCUUCACCCACCCAGUGGGUGAGACUCAGGGUCAUUCAGUUAUUAGGAAAACAAUAAUAUUCCUGUACUACACUGAAUAUGUCAGUGUCAGUGGUACCCGUCCCCCAGUGAGAGUCUGUGUGUGUGUGUGGCACUGUACCCCAGUGAGAGUCAGUGUGAGUGUGGGACCGUACCCCAGUGAGAGUCAGUGUGUGUGUGGGACCGUACCCCAGUGAGAGUCAGUGUGUGUGUGGGACCCCGUACCCCAGUGAGAGUCGGUGUGUGUGGGGGACCCUGUACCCCAGUGAGAGUCAGUGUGUGUGGGGGACCCUGUACCCCAGUGAGAGUCAGUGUGUGUGGGGGACCCUGUACCCCAGUGAGAGUCAGUGUGUGUGUGGGACUGUACCCCAGUGAGAGUCAGUGUGUGUGUGGGACUGUACCCCAGUGAGAGUCAGUGUGUGUGUGGGACCGUACCCCAGUGAGAGUCAGUGUGUGUGUGGGACCGUACCCCAGUGAGAGUCAGUGUGUGUGUGGGAGCUGUAUCCAUGGAAGCAUGGUCUUUAAUCUCAGCCUUUAACUGUCAAUUCUUGUGAAGGAGUGAAAAUUAUUGCCUGCUAAUGUAAUUGGGAAAACUGUCCAUUUGUAUUUUCAUGUUUGGAAGAGAUUCACUGGAGUGUUUUUAAAACUCCAUUGCCCUAAAUCUUUGUGUUGUGUCAUCAAUGGUUGUCCUGGGUGUAACCCCGUCUGCCGUCUACAUUGAACACUAUCUCUCUUUUUAAGCGAAAUUCUGAUGCUAAUAAAUUUAUUUUAGCUCUU